Messenger RNA from Aspergillus mulundensis, 300 nucleotides. RefSeq lists its product as uncharacterized. The transcript has 3 exons. The record is from RefSeq and is a predicted model, not a curated record. Lineage: Eukaryota; Fungi; Ascomycota; Eurotiomycetes; Eurotiales; Aspergillaceae. The coding region runs from base 1 to 300 and encodes 99 amino acids.
AUGAGUUCCAUCAACACCAUCAAUUCUGUUGGAGAGCCAGUGCUUGGCUCGAAGCUGGCAGCGCACGUGGCGUCUGCUUUUGACUCGGCGGGGGUCCCUUACUGUCUCUGGGGCUACCAUGGGUUGGGCUUUAUCCAUCUUGACAGGGAAGAUGUCUGGGAAGUCGAAUUUGUCAUUCCCGACGCGAAGAUCUCACUGGCAACGGCCGCCUUGAAAGCCAACAACCUCGUCCCCUGUACCGAUUCCGAGUGCGGCGAGCUGAACAGCGAUCAAGCAAAGAAGAAUCCCCCCGAAUACUAA